Messenger RNA from Bombus terrestris (buff-tailed bumblebee), 1798 nucleotides. Its product is annotated as protein jagged-1-like. The record is from RefSeq and is a predicted model, not a curated record. Bases 319 to 1587 code for a protein of 422 amino acids. The transcript is spliced from 7 exons. NCBI's taxonomy places the organism in Eukaryota, Metazoa, Arthropoda, Insecta, Hymenoptera, Apidae. Gene Ontology annotation, cellular component: membrane. Gene Ontology annotation, biological process: cell communication.
AAAGUUCUAGGUACGUCCAUUUCCUUUCCGCGACGGCGGCGAACGCGAGCUCUCAGGGGGAAUGCCUCCUCUCGGCUUAGUCGAAGAAGUGCAUUGAACUUUCCCGAGCGAAUAAUAAACUCGUCGUGAGUCGACGAAAAAGUCAAACGGGGAGAGCGUCACACAUGCGUACUCAUACGAUCUCACGCGUCCGCGAACGCGCUGCCAACAGCACGGACACGAUGAAAAAGUGUGCCGUGACCUCGAACAAGGUCCCGUUAUCCAAGCCGAAGCCUUGGACGCGGUCGUCCUCAGUCUUGACUUGGAAGUCAAGCAAAGAUGAUACUGCUGCUCGCUUGUCUCAGUCUCUUGAUCAGUCCCGGUGAACUGGGCAAUCUAUACAAUGGGCAUACAGCCAGUGUUACCACGAUUUUCGGGCUCGGUGCGCUGCCUUUCGGAUUCGCAGCCGGACCCAGAUACGUUCCCAAAUGGAAGAAGCAAGCCUGUGAGAUACCUGCCUCUCAACAUCCAAACUCGCACUACGUUUGUGACGAAGCCGGAGAAGUAAAGUGCUUGCCAGGAUGGACUGGCGAUUUGUGCGAUGUGCCAAUCUGUCGGAAGGGGUGUGACCCUCUUCAGGGUUACUGCCGUCGACCUGGUGAAUGUCGCUGUAAAUUGGGCUUUUAUGGCGAGCUCUGCGACAAGUGUGUAGCUCUACCAGGAUGUCAGCAUGGCAGUUGUAACGUAAGCUUCGAAUGCUCCUGUGAUCCUGGAUGGAAGGGUGUGUUCUGUUCGGAACCAAUCUGCGCUUCCGAUUGUCUCUCCAGCCAGGGAUAUUGUGAAAAGCCCGGAGAAUGCAGAUGUAGAUUAGGUUGGCAGGGGCCGAAAUGCAAACAAUGCGCCGUUUUGCCAGGUUGCGUGCAUGGAACGUGCCAGGGUCCACUCGAAUGUCGCUGUGAACCAGGCUGGACUGGACUUCUCUGUCAAACUCCGGUUUGCUCGCAAGGAUGCAGCCGAGAACACGGCGGUUGUCGUCGUCCGGGAACAUGUAGGUGUCGCGUGGGUUGGACAGGUCCGAAUUGCACCGAAUGCGUCCCUUAUCCUGGUUGCGUUCACGGAUCCUGUAAACGGCCAUGGGAGUGCCGAUGCGAGCCUGGAUGGGCGGGUGAUCUAUGCAACGAGAAGCUGACUUACUGCGACGAGCAUUCAGAAAUCUGUCGCAAUAACGCCACUUGCAUUAGCAUGACCAAAGAGGAUGGCAAUUACAGAUGCAUUUGUCCACUCGGCUAUAUGGGUCGUCAGUGUCAGAUAAAAACGAUGGUACCAUCGACGGAAUUGAUACCACCGAUGCCAGAUCAGAAUCUUGAUUUAGAGGCGAAACCUCAAAUGAUUUUGAUAAAGCCGGAAAUAAUCGAGAAACCGCAAAGUUUAGACGAGAAGGAUAAAAAUAGCGUAAAAGACGAGGAACAAACGGUUGAACCCCUUGGACCAAUUGUUAUCACAGAUCCACCUUCUACUAUCGAUCCUGCUGCUACUGUAGGGAAAUGGCCAACCGAACCACCUACGGAACCAUCACUCACGGAGAGAGACGAUGAAAAUGAGACGUAAAGAGGGCAUAUAUUAUCGACUGUUGUUUAUUUAAUUAUUUAAUUAAUUUAUUUCUCAACGAGGACCGACUUAUCUUAAUUAUAUUCCUCGACAGCUAGAAAGUCUAAAUGUGAUCUACAAGAAUUUUUUACCGUUAUUGAGUGAGACAUAGGAUAAGCGUUGUUGUACUAUCGAUUUGAUAUCCUAAAUAAAUAUAGCUGUAGACUUUUAA